AAGAGGAAAAUGAUAAUAAUAAUGAAAAUAGAUUAUUAGCAAUAACAAUUCAAGACAUUAUAAAAAAAGCAAAGUUUGGUUUAACAAUAUUAAUAAUAGGACUUUCUGUAAAAGUAGUUAUUAAAUGUCAAGUUUAUAGGAUAAUCAAAGAAUUUCUUAAUGAAUCAAUAGGAGUAAAUCAUAAUGCUUAUAUCACUACUACAAGUUUAGUUGGUAAAGUUAUGACUUUUGAAAAAAUCAUAGAAUUAGCUGAAACAAGCGUAAAAAUAGCUUUACAAAGUAUAAUUUAUCAUUAUAAAAAACAAGAAAAAUAUACUCUACCU
Messenger RNA from Funneliformis caledonium, 323 nucleotides. Lineage: Eukaryota; Fungi; Glomeromycota; Glomeromycetes; Glomerales; Glomeraceae. The record is from the annotation of a GenBank genome assembly.